Aphanomyces invadans is the source of this 921-nucleotide messenger RNA. RefSeq lists its product as hypothetical. Gene Ontology annotation, cellular component: cytosolic large ribosomal subunit. Gene Ontology annotation, biological process: maturation of LSU-rRNA from tricistronic rRNA transcript (SSU-rRNA, 5.8S rRNA, LSU-rRNA). The transcript is spliced from 3 exons. The coding region runs from base 51 to 839 and encodes 262 amino acids. Gene Ontology annotation, molecular function: structural constituent of ribosome; RNA binding. Lineage: Eukaryota; Oomycota; Saprolegniomycetes; Saprolegniales; Verrucalvaceae. The record is from RefSeq and is a predicted model, not a curated record.
CGUUGUUGUGUGCUCUGGUCGCCACUUUCAAUCCGCACCAGAAAGAAACCAUGGCCCCCACCAAAGCCACGACCAAGACGACCAAGGCUGUGACGAAGACGCCUGCCAAGGCCAAGUCCAACAACGUGCUUGUGCCCGAAUCCAUCCUCAAGAAGCGCCGCACUCUUGAAGUGGUCAAGGCCAAGAAGGCCGAAGCUGUCGUCGCCGCCAAGAAGCAUGCCCUCAAGGUCAAGCAAAUCGCGUUCAAGUCUGCCGAAAAGUACGUCAAGGAAUACCGCAGCAUUGAAAAGCAAAACGUGCUGCUCCGCCGCCAAGCCAAGGCUGCCGGUAACUUUUACGUGCCUGCUGAAGCCAAGGUCGCGUUCGUGGUGCGCAUUCGCGGUAUCAUUGGCGUGUCCCCCAAGGUCCGCAAGAUCCUGAAGUUGUUCCGCUUGACGCAAAUCCAAAACGGCGUGUUCGUCAAGCUCAACAAGGCUACAAUCAACAUGUUGCGCCUCGUGGAGCCUUUUAUCGCGUACGGCUACCCCAACUUGAAGUCGACCCGCGAAUUGAUCUACAAGCGUGGCUUUGGCAAGAUCAACAAGCAGCGCAUUGCUUUGACCGACAACUCGUUGGUGGAAAAGGUCUUGGGCAAGUUCGGCAUCAUCUGUAUGGAAGACUUGAUCCACGAAGUGUUCACGUGCGGCCCCCACUUCAAGGAAGCUGCCAACUUUUUGUGGCCCUUCCAAUUGUCGUCGCCCAACGGUGGCUACACCCAAAAGUUGUUGCACUUCGCUGAAGGCGGUGACCACGGCAACCGCGGCGAGGAAAUCAACAAGUUCAUCAAGCAAAUCUUGUAAGGAGCUUGUCCUCAACGUGUGGGGCAGUUAAGUUUUCAAUGCAAACCCCAUUGGUGCGAUAAAAGGAGGACUUCUUCUCGAG